Molecule: messenger RNA, 5234 nt
Organism: Microplitis demolitor
Lineage: Eukaryota; Metazoa; Arthropoda; Insecta; Hymenoptera; Braconidae
Gene: Helicase
Product: putative viral DNA helicase and primase
Exons: 1
Coding region: 48-4820 (1590 amino acids)
Source: RefSeq, marked provisional
CAGUAAUCGUUGAAAAAAUUAGCCUUCAGUGUUUCACCAUCGACAAAAUGGACUUCACUAAUGCUUCCAUUGGUGAAAAACGAAACAAUGAUAGUAUCAAUGUUACUGAAAAGUGUAAUUUCAAACGUCAGUGUUAUGACCCUAUUGCGAUAGAAAAAUCACACCAUCAACUAUACCCUAGCGUUAAUAAUACACCUUUACCCAUUGAGGAAGCUCAAGACGUAGGUAAUGACGACUACUCCCGAGAAAAAGGCGCAUUUCAAGCUUCUGAGAAAAAUAUCUUGCAACAUUACAAUACAGCAAAUAAUGCUAAUGUGGCUUCACAAAUGACUUCAUUUUAUAAUAAAUUUGAAUCAUAUCAUAUAACUAACAUCAAUAAAUAUCAAGGCAGUAAAAUAGUGUUAUAUGAUGCACUUAACAAAAAAAAUUUAUAUUUUGACUCUAACGUGCCAUUUUCUCUGGAGAACUUUCAGGAUCUUUUCCAUUUAAGUGGACAUGCUUUAUAUCUUGAUUUGACUAGAAAUUACGUGACAAUGUUAACAUUGGUUCUAGAAUGCUUACCGUGUAAGACAAACACAUGUGCAUCAAAAAUGACCAGUAGCCAGUACGCUUCAUACUUAGACGAUAUUUUGCUUAAUCUAUGGAAGGAAAUAAAUUCACAUUUAGAUCUAUCGUCUAUAAACUUACAAGAAAAUGUGGUCGCAUGUUUUCGAGACAAUGGAUGUAGUGUUCAUAUUUAUAUAAAUGUAUCAGUAUCGAUAAACGUAUAUGAACACAUUAUCAAUGUUCUCAAUAAAUCAAAAUCGGAUUAUAUGAAGCCCAUACUUAAACGGUAUGAAAUAAGCCAUGUUUCUCGCGUACCAUUACCAUAUUCAACAGAUCACGAUGGGCAUAUAUACAAUUUGUCGCUUCAAGGAAACCAUGAGCUGUACAAUAUCGACAUUAUUCCAUCUGCAGUAGAUUACAUUGAUUUUGAGAUGCAAUUAACGAAUGACUUUAAUAUAGGAAAGGAUAUAAUUCUUGCUAAGAUAGUAUUUAAUCAUCAUGGCGGAUUGACACAACAGUUAUAUCAUGAUGAAAUUUCUCAAGAGUGGGACAUAACAGAUAACAUGGAGAUGGAAGUGGUCUAUGUAAUUGCAAUACUAAAAGACUGUGAGCCAUCAGUUGAUAGUGAUGAUGGCAUACCAAAAUUAUGCCCCGUGUUCAAUACCGCAGCAUGUGAAAUACCUGCGUUCAUUCGGAGCCAUCGAAAUUUUAUACUAGAAAGCAACAAUCGUAACUUUCAGCAAUUUGUCCAGAAUUUAUUACAGGAAAAUUACAACAAAUGCUAUCGAAAUGCGAAUUCCCAUCAGCACCCUUUGUACCAUGUUCAUGUCGACGCAACAGAGUUAGAACGCCAUAUUUUACUGACUCUCGACAGCAUUGGAAGAAAUAUUGCUAGACAUGUUUAUCAAAUAGAAACACCCAUAACUGAUACGUUCUCAUCAAACGAACAGACGAAAAUAAGCCCAGGAAAUAGCGUUAACUUCCGGGGAGUCCAUCGGUACUUGAGUUACUUAGUUCAGUUUUGCCACGAGCCAGAUAAUUCAGCUGGCUACGCUUUCUAUGUUUUAGUACUGUCGGUAAUGUAUACAACGCAAAAGCUUAUGAUUAACGCAGAAAACCAACAAGUCAUUUUUGCAAUGAUUAGACGCGCAAUUACUUUGUAUGACUCUUAUGAUAAUCGGCAGUUGCUUUGGAUCCUUGACUCUUUGAUAAAAAUAGAUUGUAUGGCUGAGUUAGGUCGUAUCUUUCCCGAGCCAUUACGAAUAUUGAAGCAACUAGCGACCUCUGUAUUCAUGCGCCGUCGAGUUGAAUCCCGGCUGGUUAACGACGCACUUAUUUCAGCCCCAAGUGAUAUUAGUCGCGAGCGUAUAAAAAAUCCAAACAAAACAAGUAGUUUAGUUUCAAGUACAUCAAUUAGCUAUGAUGUGUUACUUUUCGACGAACUAUGCCGCUUAUAUUUGCACGAUGAAUUACCUUUGUACAAACAUUUGACGGACCUUAUGUUGGAAGAAAUCGUAACAACUAUUUUUCGUCGUUACUUAAUACUCUUUUAUCGCAACGUUAUGAACAAUAACGUAAUGUACAUCUAUAAAGACCCAUUAUACAUCGAAUACAAAAUGUCUAAUUUCGUUAGUGAUACAACAGCUAACAGCAAAUUACGAUUCAUGUACGACAAGUUACAGAUGUAUAUAAUCCCAAUAUUUGCAAAUAAAAACUCAUCAAUAACAGAGUCUAAGUGUCGAAAUUUGGCUAUGAAGAUUAUAAAAAACGCCUGGUAUAAUUACGUCAACGAACAUAUUCCUGUGAAAAAUGUCCAUUUUGGUAAAUAUCGUUACUUUGUGUGUACACUGCGUGGUGUAUUUAAUAACAUAACCGGUCUGUACAUGAGUGGAAUACCACAGCUAUAUUUUGAAAACGCAAGCAGUUUUUGUAUUUUGCCGCCAAUAGGAAUAAGCGACACUCAUAAUAAUAGAUACGACAAUUACAGUCAGAAUACUGCGAACUAUGAAAAGACUAAUUUCGAUAAGACCGCCGGUAAUAAUAAUGAGCAUAGCGAUAGUAGUAAUGAAAAUAUCGAUAGUAAUAAUAGCAGUUUGAAUAUAAUGGCCACUGUAAAUAACGUUAACGGACAUAAUUAUCAAACACAAUUGCGCAUUAUCAAUGACGAGCUGAUAAUUAGAAUCGACAAUUGGAAAAAGCUAAUCCAUGUAUACUUAACAUCACAAGACCAAUUGUUCUAUUUGUCAGUAAUGGUUCCAGGUUUGCUAAAAAUAGGAGAAUCUGUAUUCGAUAAGCAAACCCGUUUACUCGCAAUUAAUACUAUUACUGAUCGGAUACUCAAAGACAGAAGUUCAAAAAAUGAAGACGAAUUAUUCUACUUGUUACCAGUUAUGCAGUAUCACUGUAUUGACUGCAAUUCAAUAAUGGCCAUAGCACGUUGUAUAGAUUCGUUGAUAAAUGAAAAGAACUUUGUAGUAACGACAUCUUCAUUGAGCAACGUCUUCAACAAUCUUUAUAAAAGUGAUUUGAACAAUUUGUACAAAGCUAUUGGGGGUAAGCGCGAUAGUCAAUUUGACUAUGAAAUUUAUACGAACCCGAAUGAUCUCUUUGAUAAUAUCAUUAAUGGGUUCACAUAUCACCCGCAUAAACGUUUAUUUUCGGUCGCAUUCGUGUGGUCUCUCAUGGAAUAUUAUAACUCUGAUGAGGACAUUAUUCGUGUUAAAUUUGACAUAACGCGACGUUCUCGAAAUAUUCAAUUAAUGAGAGAAAGCAUCAUGUCAUCAAAAGAAAAAAAACUGUCUGUUACAUUACAAGGUGAUCCAUUUGGUUUGACAAAGCAGAAAUUUGAUUUGAGUCAGUUUACCUGCGAAACAAAUGAAAAUUUUCGUCGAGCUUUUAACAUAACGUUUCAAAGACUGCCAUCAAAUGACGAUUCCGAAAAGGCUGAUUCAGAGAAAAGAGCUACUGGGUCUAAUAGUCAUGUCAAACGGAAUAAGAAGUCGACAAUAAAUGAGCCUGUGCAGCUACUAGACAUUUGUAUGUAUAAUGCGUUAUUAAGCAUAUCGAUAAUAUUCCGUUUCGAUACCAAGACCAUAACGGACUAUUUAGAACACUGCGCACUACUGUUUCAACCAUUCAACAAUUGCCGGAAGUUCACGUUGUAUUACGGUGAGCCACGAUGCGGAAAGUCAUUCCUAGCCAAUUUGAUAAUUCGUGCAGCGGAACCUAGUGUAUUUAAUGUACUAUCCGACCUUGCGACAGCAGCGACCGCAGCAUCGCCUUCACCGGAUCUGAUAAAGGCCUUUCAGUCAUACGUUGUUUGCAUCAAAGAAGUGCGUCGAUUAGAAGAAUCACUGCUCAAAACAAUAACCGGUGAAGAUCAUAUGGACCAACGGGAUUUGUACAAAGGCUACCAAAAACUUACCCCAAUUUGCUUCAUAUUUGGGUGUUCAAAUCAGAUUCCGCAGAUCGAAGCUGAUGAAGCGAUCAAAGACCGACUUUCAAUAUUCAAUUUUACGAAUCGUAUUGAACCGUGUUAUAAUUUCCGCGAGGUUAUUGAUGACAAUCAAUUACUUUUAUACAUAAAUGAAUGCACUAUUCAACCGUCUAUUGAAGAAUUGGCAACUUCGAUCGGACUUUACAAUUCGAUAUAUGCAACAUUUUGUUUAACGCGAAAUAAAUUCGGGCUGGUGAUACCGACGAUAAAAAAUCACUCGUCGCUUCAAAUUAUGAAAAAGUUUCUGAUUCAUAACAGUCUCAUGUACUAUAUAAUGGAUCUCUGUGGAAUAGAAGUUGUUACUGGGUAUUCGAUUAAAAUGGACGACUUGAAAUAUCGAGUUGAACGCGCUAUUGAGAAAUCAAAGAGAGCAACGAGAAACAAUUACCAAUUGAACGAUUUCAUAAGUGACUUCAGCCAACAUUUUCGAAAACUGUGUAAUCGAAAUGACUAUUCUAAUAAUGAUGUGUCGAUUGAAUAUAUCGGCGUUGGGUUACCACCAACAAAUGCUAGUCAUGUUAAUUUGAUAGAGUCAGUAUUUGGUAAAAUAUGCGGGAAUAUUAGUGAACUAUUGUCCGAAAAUGAACAUUGCAGUAUAUCUAUUCCUCAAAUGCGAGACUUGAUCAUUCGCGAAGUCAGUAAGGCAACUAAUGCAAUAACUGAUCGUAAGAUGGAAUAUGCAACGAGGAUUUUACUUAAAAUUAAGAAUGCGUAUUAUAAGUUUUACAAUACCAAUGAACAACGUUUUGAUCGUCUCCAAAUCAUAACCAGUGAGUAAUGUAUACUAUAUUUCUAGAAAAAAAAGUAAUGAUAGAUUUUUGUGGUUGUAUGAAAAAAUGUUUAAUACUCCUUCGCAGAAUUUAUUCAUUCUUAUAGAAGCUUUAGAAUUUGCGAGAAUUUAUUCAUUUUUAUUAGAUGUUUUCGGACUGGUUGAAAAAAAACUUUUAAUUUUUAAGUUUCGAAACACAUGUGUGUGUAUGAAUACAUAGUUUUCUGCAUUACAGCGUUAUUUACGAGAAUUAGUAACGGUAUAUUUUUUAUUAUUUUUCACCGCUAAUACACAAACAAUAGAUGUCAUUCUUAACAUAUAGAGAAACUUUUACCACAUAUUCAAUCAGAAACUAAUAACAGAAUCUUUAUCAAAGAUUUCAUAAAUGUAAGUAGCUCCAAACCAGAAGACCAACAUUACAAC